AUGGAAAUACAUAGGUGUCGGUUUGUAGACUAUACGCCACAUACAAUAACGGCAACGGCUUUUUCACAUGAUUCAGGACUUCACCUAGGGGCUUCCAGUGAGUUGAGACUUGCUGUGGGAAGAUCUAAUGGAGACAUUGAAAUUUGGAAUCCUCAACAUGGAUGGAAACAUGAGUUGAUAUUGCCUGGUUCUAAGGGACGUUCUAUUGAAGGUCUUGUAUGGGCAGUUCAACCAAACGAAACACCUCGGUUAUUUUCUGUUGGUGGGUCCACAUAUAUUACUGAAUGGGAUUUGAAAUCAGGUAGGCCAUUGGCCAAUUAUGAUUGCAAUUCAGGUAUUAUUUGGAGCAUUGAUAUUAACAAGGAUAACACCAAACUAGCCAUUGGAUGUGAUGAUGGUUCUGUUGUCAUUGUUGACAUCACCGGAGGUCCAGGAUUAUUGGAGCAUGACAUGAUUUGCCAGAGACAAAACCUGAGGGUGUUGAGCAUCAAAUGGGCCAAUAACGAACGUUUGGUUGGAGGUUGUGCAGAUGCUAGAAUAAGAUGUUGGAGUGCCAGUGGUGAAACCAGAGGAAGACUUACAGGCACCGCAAGAGUCGAUAAAUCAAAAACUGAAAGUACUCUUGUAUGGUCAGUUGUCGUGUUACCAGAUAAGGGACAAGUUGUUAGUGGAGAUUCUACAGGAUCUGUUAAAUUUUGGGAUUUAGAAAACUUCACCUUACUACAAAGCUUCAAAGUGCAUGAUGCUGAUGUACUCUGUUUGACUAAAGAUAGUCAACAAGAGAAGAUCUUUUCUGCUGGUGUGGAUCGGAAGAUUCAUCAAUUUACUUUAAUAUCAACCUCUAAGAAUACAAGAUGGGUCCAUAGUUUCAAUCGAUUGUUACAUUCCAAUGAUGUCAGAACCAUGUCAACUUUUGAAUGCAAGGGAUACAGUUUAUUGGUCAGUGGAGGUGUUGAAAGAGCUAUAGUUGUUCAGAAGCUUGACCAAUUCCAAGAUGGUAAAUACAGAAAGUUGUUAAUCAACCAACAACAUUCAAAUGUGGUUGUCAACAAGGAAAACAACCUUAUUGCAUUAUUCCAAGAUCAACAAGUCAAGAUAUGGAGUCUAGUUGAUGAAAAGCAUAAGCUAGUAGCUAAACUCACAUUGGCAGAUGAUGAAAACAUAACCAGCAUUGACUUCAAUAGAGAUGCCAGUUUAUUGGUUGUUGCAACUUUGAGUUCAAUUAAAGUCUUUGAAUUGUCGGUGGCAUCAACCAAUGGGAAGUUGAAGGUUCUGAAACUUAGGGAUCUGGAGUUUUCUACUAUGAUUGAUGGUGCCAAACAAGUAAAGCUAUAUGGAGGAAAUAAGCUUCUUGUGUUGACCACUGAAGAUGAAUUAUACAAGUUUGGUAUUAAUGAAGAGGAGCAAAAGAUCACAUUAGAAGGUGAAAUUGAAACUGUGGCUACUGUUAAGUCUUCGCCUUCGAGAAUUCAGCAUUUCCAUUCGAUUAAUAAAAUGGCUAUUUGGAAAGAUGUUUUAGUGGUCUCAAGAUUUGAUGGUUCCAUUGAAGUUUAUUCACUUGGAGAAGGUCUUGAAAGCGAUGGAUAUUUAUUGACAAGGUUGUCAGUUACAGCCAACUUGUUAGAGUUUUCUGACGCCAAUAAGUUGUUGGUAGUUACAGAUGAAAACAAGCUCUACGAAUUUUACAUUACAAGUGAUGCCAAAAAUAGUAAUAACAAUAGUUUGCUUACAGAUUGGAGUAAGAGAAAUAGUGAGUAUCCACCCAGACAAUUUGUUCUAAGUGAAAAUAGACCACAAGGAAUGUUUGUUAAGGACAAUAGAUGCUGGAUCUUUGGAUCUACAUGGGUUGCAUUCUUUGAUUUGACCUUAAAUAUUCCCAUGACCAAGCUGAAUCAAGGUGUAACGUCCAAGAAGAGAAACAGAGAUGGGUUAAGUAUAGGGAAUGCUUCCGUUGUCGAUGAUCAAUUGGUUGAUGGAAGUAAUGAUGUUUAUGACUCCAAUAAUGUUGAGCUAUUAGAGCUUUCUCUCAAGCAAAGACAGAUUGAUAAAUUAAGAAAUGGUGAAGAUGAUGACGAAAAUGACGGUGUUAAAGAUAAAAUUCCAUUUUGGUUUACAUCAAAGUACAGGCCCAUUAUGACAGUAGGCGAUUUUGGUGAUGAUUCCAUUCUCAUAAUUGAAAGACCUCAAUUGAUGUUACCCAAUACUGCAGCAUUCAACCUCCCCAAGUUGAACUUUUAA
Messenger RNA from Lizanozyma spartinae, 2238 nucleotides. RefSeq names its product Utp4p (gene UTP4). The transcript has a single exon. Gene Ontology annotation, cellular component: t-UTP complex; 90S preribosome; small-subunit processome. Gene Ontology annotation, biological process: maturation of SSU-rRNA from tricistronic rRNA transcript (SSU-rRNA, 5.8S rRNA, LSU-rRNA). The coding region runs from base 1 to 2238 and encodes 745 amino acids. Gene Ontology annotation, molecular function: protein binding; RNA binding. The record is from RefSeq and is a predicted model, not a curated record. Lineage: Eukaryota; Fungi; Ascomycota; Pichiomycetes; Serinales; Debaryomycetaceae.